CUCCAAUGAAUUAGCAAAGAACCGCCUGCGUUCACAUUUCACAUUUCAUAUUUCACCACUCACUCACUACUCACUACUCACUACUCACUACUCACUACUCACUACGCUACACACCAUUCACAUUACUCCCCAACACACAGUCCUUCCUCAUCUCUCACAUCAACUUCAGCCCAACCCAGUACGUACAAGUACAAUUAAUAAAGUAAGAAAGGAAUUAUCAUCUGCUCGUCCAAGAAAUCUAAUCAAUUACAGUCCUUAUUAUUACGAUUCGAAUUAUUCUUACCAUUUGUUUCAUUGUGAUCAGUGUCAAUGAUAAAGGAUUCAUCAUCCAAUCCAUCCAAUCCAUCCAUCCCAUUCAUUAAUCAUCGAGUUUCAACAUUAACGACAACGCAUUCGAAUGUGUUCCCUUGAACAUUAGGGUUACACAACCUUCUUUCAACACCGCCUUCGUCCUUCAUCACACAUUGAAAUACUCUUCCCUUGGUUUGAAAUCUAAUAUAAUCGACGUCCCCUUAAUUGGCGCCAUCGUCUUCCCUUUUUCAUGGUCGAGCGUUCAACGACUAAUUGUUAAACCCAAUCCUUCCCUCGGUCCCAAACCAUCAAUCUGUUUGGGGAAAGCCCUUCAUCCACGUCCGCACCCACGAUCAUAAUCUUUCUCGACCCGUCAACAUAGACGAGAGGUCUCUGUAAGAAUAGACGAUAAGGAGAAAGCGACUAUGGAAAAUUUCCGACCUUUGAGCUUGACAGAUAGAAGAGCAUCCACUGCACCUACCGAAAAAGACGGCGAAAUGUCUCCUACCCGAGCGCUAACGGUCGACACAAAUGGCGAUCACAUUCCAAUGCCGCAAAGGUUAGAAAAGAUCUUGAGUCGACCAAGAGGUCCCCCAACCCCAAACAUGACAACUCCUUCCGCCGAUUUACAAUCUCCCACCCAUUCAAGUCACGAUCCCCCUCCUCCCCCUACACCGGCGGCAAGUCCAGGUCCCAACCACCCACAACCAGAUUGGAGCGAAGCAGGGGAAACGGAAGAUAUAUUUUUAUCGCAAAUUAGGAUAUACUUCAGUCAAAGUUCGGCACCUGAAAGAACGAGGAUAUUAGGGGAUCUUUUGAAUCUUUGCACAAGCCAACAACUCAGCUUUGUACAUCAAUAUGUUAGCCCGUUACUGAAGAAGGAUCCCUUCACGACCUUGCCAGAGGAACUAUGCCUUCGUGUACGCUCCCCAUUCCAGAAGGCGAAGCCUAGACUAAUUGAUCUGUGUAGAUUUUGUCUUGUAUCGACGACCCCAAAGUGCUUGCGCGCUCAUCUCAAGUUUCGAAACGUUGGCGGGAUCUACUUUCAGACGACGUCACUUGGAUGAAGUUAUGUGCGAAGCACGACUAUGGCCGAAGAAUGUCAGAACAUCAGCCCGCUGCACCUCUAACGUCACUUCGACCCCCUCCACAUCCAGUUCAUUUGGCAUUACAAGCAGGGGAUAGUUUUGCCUUACAAUCAUUCCCUGGAAUGAGCGCACCGUUACCCUAUGUUCCCGGGAGUUCAAAAAGUUUCGAUAGUGCCACUGCCUCGGGCGUAUUGAGGAGACCAAAGAUUAGAUCCUAUAAAUCACAUUUUAAGCAGAGAUAUUUGGUCGAAACCGCAUGGAGGACCGGGGGUCGAAACAUCGCAAGACACAUUACGCAGGAUCAGGGUGUUGUCACGAGUCUACAUUUGACUCCAAAAUACAUCGUAGUGGCGUUGGACAAUGCUAAAAUACAUGUUUUCAACACGGAUGGGAAUGCACAAAAGACCUUGACCGGGCAUGUCAUGGGUGUUUGGGCAAUGGUACCUUGGGAAGAUACCCUCGUGAGUGGAGGUUGUGAUCGGGAUGUACGAGUAUGGGAUAUGGCUAACGGGUACGUUUUACUAAUUGCGUCUCAUGAGGUCUGUUAUUAAUGCAUCAUAGUGAGAGCAUACAUACUCUACGUGGGCAUACAUCAACAGUACGAUGCUUAAAGAUGUCUGAUGCGAAUACGGCGAUUUCAGGUUCUCGAGAUACCACGUUGAGAAUUUGGGAUAUUAAAACUGGUGUGUGUAAAAAUGUUCUUGUCGGUCAUCAGGCAAGUGUUCGAUGCUUGGAAAUCAAAGGAGAUAUUGUUGUUUCCGGAAGUUAUGAUACUACAGCAAGGGUAUGGAGUAUCUCAGAGGGUAGAUGUCUACGAACGCUUCAGGGCCAUUUCUCCCAAAUAUAUGCUAUCGCGUUUGAUGGAAAGAGAAUAGCUACUGGGAGUCUUGACACUAGUGUCCGAAUUUGGGACCCAGAAAACGGGUAGGUAAUUUAAUCCAAGUAAGGAGGUCAAGCUAAUCAAUUCUCAGGUCUUGUCAAGCUAUUCUUCAAGGGCACACUUCACUAGUUGGGCAGUUGCAAAUGCGAGGAAACACGUUGGUGACCGGUGGUUCUGACGGCUCUGUUCGCGUCUGGUCACUAGAAAAGAUGGCGCCAAUUCACCGGCUAGCGGCUCAUGACAAUAGUGUCACAAGUUUACAGUUUGAUGAUACACGAGUUGUGAGUGGGGGUAGCGAUGGUCGAGUCAAGGUGUGGGAUCUUAAGACUGGUCAACUUGUUCGUGAACUUACAGCUCCUGCCGAGGCUGUAUGGAGAGUGGCUUUCGAAGAGGAAAAGUGUGUUGUUAUGGCGAGCCGAGCUAACCGCACUAUUAUGGAAGUGAGUAUUGUAGCCUCCUAUCGCAGUGCGUCUUGCUAACAUAAGUCAAGGUAUGGUCAUUUUCCCCACCUGAAGAUGUCUUGUAUGAAAAAUCAUAUGCCCAACCAACUCCCAUCACGGGGCCUGCCAGACCCUUAAGCGCUAUUGAAUAUCGGAGUGGUAGCCAAGAUCAAGCUAUGCAAGGAAUUAUAACGAGCGAAGCAUCAUAUGUGAGGGAUGAUAUUGAAAUGGCUGAUGCUGGACCACCGACGGUUCCCCCACAAGCUACUGGGCCUACCUUCUUUCACGAAGAUGAUUGAUCUACAUCACUUUAUUUUUCUAUAUAAAAGCAUUCACUGGUUAUGAUUGCUUCUUUCACCUACUAGUCGUCUUAUGACUACUCACUAUCAUCGCUUCUUUAUCGAUAGAUAAAAGACGAUAUUGUGAGCGGAUACAGCCUCACAUAUUUCACUGUCAUGCAUUUGCAAUCCCGCAUUCACCACCUAUUUUUUUUGUCCAUAUUGAGAGACCGAUCGAUCAAAGCACAAAGUACCUGUUAAUAAGAAGCAAAGAUGCAUCAAGGGCAGGGCGUUUCACAUUUGAUUGGCUGGCAGAAUGGUACAGAAUUUUUUAAUGGCUCAAAUACCUACAGGGCAAGGGGAAGGGGGACAAUUCAAAGGGAAAUCUUCAACGGCGUAGCAUUGAGAGAAUUUGCAUUAGGGAUUCCCCAGGGUUAGGGAGUUACUUAAACUUGUACUUUGAGGUUGGCAGGGUAGCAUAUUAAACAUGCAAAAUGAUGAAAAUUCAAUUUGCUCUUUAUUUUGAGUGUGAAGGGGUCAGUGAGGAUUGG
Molecule: messenger RNA, 3528 nt
Organism: Sclerotinia trifoliorum
Lineage: Eukaryota; Fungi; Ascomycota; Leotiomycetes; Helotiales; Sclerotiniaceae
Source: the annotation of a GenBank genome assembly